AUGGCUGAAGGGGGAGAUGUUGAAUGGGAGCUGUGCAAAGAAAACAUUCAGCCUCUCAGGCGUGGAAGACAUAUUUCAGCAUUGCAGGAAGCCCUUACACAGCACCAGGAUGGAUUCAGCUCUGCCAUCAUUCAGAGACAGUCUUUUGAAACAGAACUGAGAGUGAAUGAUGGAGAUGACCCACUGGAUGUGUGGGACAGGUAUAUUGAUUGGACAGAGCAAACAUUUCCCCAAGGAGGAAAAGAAAGUAACCUCAACACGCUGUUAGAAAGAGCCGUGACCAGAUUUACACAAGAGGAAAAGUAUCACAAUGACCCCAGAUACAUUGACCUGUGGAUCAAAUUUGCAAAGACCUGCUCUGAACCCCUGGAUAUCUUUCGGUACAUGCAAGCUCAGGGAAUUGGAAAUUUGCAAGCAUCUUUUUAUAUUGCUUGGUCGGAAGAAUAUGAGAAUCAAGGCAACAGUCGUAAAGCUGAUAUGGUUUACCAGGAGGGGCUCAAAAAGUUUGCCGAGCCACUGGACAAGCUUACACAAUAUCAUAAGGCUCUGCAGGCUCGUGUGUCGCGACAAGUGUUGAUGAAUGUGAAUGAGGAAGACAGCGACGAUGAGUCCAAACAGAUUGAGAGAAUGUCUUUGGCUGAUCUCAAACAUCGAGGAAAGAAAAAAGCUAUCGUCCCAGUUAACCGAACCGGAGCUGCUGUCAAAAGUAAACCAAAUGCAGGUGUCUCCGGGGGUUUACAACUUCAAGGUGCUCCCGUUCUCGGAAAUGCCACCAAUAGCCGAUUUGUAAUCUUCGAUGAAAAUAAAACUGAUGAAGAUCCAUCACAACCAACAUUUGAGCCAUGGGCAGCACCACCAUCUUCUUCAAGGACCAAAGAAAAUGAACAAAAACCUCAAAAGUGGUGCGACGUCAAGAUGCGUCAAAAAACAAAAUAUGGGCAUACAGUUAUGGCACCGCCCCCACCUGCCAAACCAACAUUCCAGCCGUUUGUAGAGGAGUCCGAUCAACCACCAACAAUGACCCCGUGUAAGAUCAAUCCAGCUGUAAACACUGUACUAUCGGCUCGAAAGCCUCGCAAAGAAGAAACGCCCCUAAAGAGGCUACAAGACAAACAGCAGAAAGAAAGUGAGACAGAGAAAGUCCAGGAAAUGAGUAUGUACUGUAAAGAGCUGCUGCUCAGCGGAGCCACAGAGUUCUGCUUUGAGGAGCUGCGAGCAGAGCGAUACCGCCAGAAGAUGUCCCAAGGUCACGUCAGAGGCAAGCGGCAGCCUGCAGUGUGCGCUGGCUUGAGCUCCCAAGCCUCCAUCCUCAUCCUUAGCAGCACGCCGUGUGAGCGUGCUAUCACAGUGCAUGCAAGUUUGUAUGUGCUCACCCCACAUCCUUCCCAGAGGAGGGUUCUGCUCUUCACUGGACAAGGCAAGGGAUAUAGUGAGGAGGGCAAGCUGUGGCCUGUGUGGAACUGA
Messenger RNA from Knipowitschia caucasica, 1464 nucleotides. Lineage: Eukaryota; Metazoa; Chordata; Actinopteri; Gobiiformes; Gobiidae. The record is from the annotation of a GenBank genome assembly.